Molecule: messenger RNA, 2457 nt
Organism: Purpureocillium lilacinum
Lineage: Eukaryota; Fungi; Ascomycota; Sordariomycetes; Hypocreales; Ophiocordycipitaceae
Biological process (GO): N-terminal peptidyl-methionine acetylation
Cellular component (GO): cytoplasm; NatA complex
Molecular function (GO): protein binding
Source: RefSeq, a predicted model, not a curated record
AUGCCGCAGCCGCUGCCGCCCAAGGAAGCGGCGCAGUUUCGGACCGUCAUCCGAAGCUAUGAAGACAAGCAGUACAAGCGCGGCCUCAAGACCGCCGACCUCAUCCUCAAGAAGAUCCCCAAGCAUGGCGACACCAUGGCUAUGAAGGCCCUGAUCUUCAACGGUCAGGGCAAGACGGACGAGGCCUUUUUGCUGGCCAAGGAGGCCCUGACGGUGGACAUGAAGUCACACGUCUGCUGGCACGUCUACGGCCUAUUAUACCGCGCCAACAAGAACUUUGAGGAGGCCAUCAAGGCGUACAAGUUUGCGCUGAAGCUGGAGCCCGACUCGCCCCAAAUCCAGCGCGACCUCGCCAUCCUCCAGGUUCAGAUGCGCGACUACCAGGGGUACAUCCAGAGCCGCACUGCCAUGCUUCAGGCGCGCCCCCAGCUGCGACAAAGCUGGACGGCUCUGGCCAUCGCGAACCACCUCGCCGGCAAUCUCUCCGAGGCCGAGAACGUCCUGACCACCUACGAGGGCACCCUCAAGACCACGCCUUCGCGCCACGACAUUGAGCACUCGGAGUCCAUCAUGUACAAGAACUCCCUGAUCGCCGAGCAGGGCGACUACCAGCGCGCGCUGGACCACCUCAACGGUGACGCCAAGCAAAAUCUGGAUCGCCUGGCCGUUCUCGAGGCCCGUGCAGAGUAUCUUAGCAAGCUCGGGAGGAAAGACGAGGCCGCCAAGGCGUACAGGGCGCUUCUCGACCGUAAUGCGGAACACCCUGACUACUACGAGAAGCUGGCUGCCGCCCUGGGUAUUUCAGAGGAGGACCACACGGCAAGGAAAGCCAUCUACGACGAAUACGUCAAAAAAGCACCCCGCAGCGAUGCUGCCCGGCGCAUUCCGCUCGAUUUCCUCCAAGGAGACGCCUUCAAGCAAGCCGCCGACGACUACCUGACGCUGAUGCUCAACAAGGGCGUGCCUUCAACGUUUGCGAACCUGAAGCACCUGUACUCCGAUUCCUCCAAGAAGAGCACGCUCAAGGAGCUGGCCGAGAAAUACCUGACGUCUCAGUCAUCCGACUCGGCAAGCAAGGACAAGGGCGAGGCCGCUGGGCUGUACUAUCUCGCGCAGCACUACAACUACCACCUGAGCCGCGACUUGAACAAGGCAACGGAGUACAUUGACAAGGCCAUCGAGAAGGAUCCGAAGAGCGUGGACUUCCACAUGACCAAGGCCAGGAUAUUAAAGCACGCCGGUAACCUGCAACAGGCGUCCGAGAUGAUGGAUCGCGCUCGCAAACUGGACCUCAAGGAUCGGUACAUCAACAGCAAGGCCGCCAAGUAUCAGCUGCGUAACAACGAGAACGAGAAGGCACUCAAGACCGUUGGUCUGUUCACGCGGGCGGAGACGGUGGGGGGUCCUCUUGCGGAUCUUCUGGACAUGCAAUGCAUCUGGUUCCUGACGGAAGACGGCGAGGCUUAUGCCAGGCAAGGCAACAUUGGCAUGGCCCUCAAGCGGUUCCACGCUGUCGGAAACAUCUUCGACGUCUGGCAGGAAGACCAGUUUGACUUCCACAGCUUUUCCUUGAGGAAGGGCCAGAUCCGGGCGUACAUUGACAUGAUGCGAUGGGAGGACCACGUGCGCGACCAUCCCUUCUACUCGCGCGCGGCGCUGGACGCCAUCGGUAUCUAUCUCAAGAUGGCCGACAAGCCGUCGGCGAACGGCGUCAAUGGGGCCGACGACGACAACAGCGAAGACGCACUGGCGAGGAAGAAGGUGGCCAAGAAGGCAAAGAAGGAACAGCAACGCUUGGAGCGGGAGGCGGCAGAGAAGCAGGCCAAGCAGGACCCCAACAAGUCCUCCCAGACGGGCGAGCCUAAGAAGAAGGACGAGGACCCGCUUGGACUGAAGCUGGCCGCCACCACGGAUCCUCUUGGCGAGGCCAUGAAGUUCCUCGAACCCCUGCUGCAGGCGUGCCCGAAGAGCAUCGAGGGUCAGGUUGCUGGCUUCGAAGUGUACAUGCGACGCGGGAAAUACGUGUUGGCGCUGCGCUGCCUCAACAACGCUCUGAGUCUCGAUGCGACCCACCCCAGGGUUUACGAGCAGGUGGCUGCGUUCAGGAGCUUGCUCAACUCUUCUCCCGACGUGGCUCCCAAGGCCGCCGAGGUGCUGAAGACGCAGUUCAAGGCGGUGGACGAGUCGACCAGCUUGAGCAAGUAUAUUGAGCAAUUCGAGGCGCAACACAAGGCGAGCCCCCGCCACGCGCUGUCGGCCAUUGCGGCCAGGAGGAGCAUCGGGGAAGACAAGGGCAAGUGCGACAAGCGCGUCGUCGAUCUGCUGAGCAUGGAGGGUGUGUCCUCUUCGGACGCAGUCGAGAUGCUGGAGAGGCUCAAGGGCUGGAGGAGUCCGGCAGUGGCGGACUUCAGAAUCGCGGCGCAGGCCAAGUGGCCCGAGGUCACACGGCUGGCUUGA